Cooperia oncophora is the source of this 597-nucleotide messenger RNA. The record is from the annotation of a GenBank genome assembly. NCBI's taxonomy places the organism in Eukaryota, Metazoa, Nematoda, Chromadorea, Rhabditida, Trichostrongylidae.
AUGCCCAAGGAACUCAACGGUAAUAUGGAACGAUUAUCACCGUCAGAAUAUGUUAACGUUUUGAAAGAUGUACUGCACAUGACUAAAAGUUUAUGUGUUGCAAGACACUUCCAUAAAAUGGAUAAGGAAUCUCUCUCCCAAACUUGGAAUCAAAAGCGCUAUAUCGAUGUGUGGCCUGUCGAUCUGCAAAGGCCCGUUGAAACGGGACUUGGUUGGGACAACAGUUCCUUGUUUCUGCUACAGCUGGCUUGUAUCCUUUCAAUGUCGUCGAGGUGGCGAUCAUAUGCACGUCUUCGAGUGUUCAUUUGCGUUAACAGUUUACAGGAUAUGCAUCGUCGAGAUCGACAACUGAAACAAAUGCUUGAUACCUUACGUAUUAAAGCGGAGUCAAUUGUUGUGCCGUGGGAUCAUGUAGUUUGUCAUUUCCCACAACAAAGCGGAGCUGCAGUAACUACCCAACGACCCGCGGUUGAUCUCCCAGCGCCUUACCUCUCUGCAUUCAACGACAUGAUCAAGCGAUAUAGUGAAGAAGCAGCCAUAACGCUUCUGAAUCUUCCGUUACCUCCAGAAGAUGCCAAUUUGGAUGCUGAUAGGUAA